Gambusia affinis (western mosquitofish) is the source of this 5349-nucleotide messenger RNA. Its product is annotated as solute carrier family 22 member 13. The record is from RefSeq and is a predicted model, not a curated record. Gene Ontology annotation, cellular component: membrane. The transcript is spliced from 10 exons. Gene Ontology annotation, molecular function: transmembrane transporter activity. NCBI's taxonomy places the organism in Eukaryota, Metazoa, Chordata, Actinopteri, Cyprinodontiformes, Poeciliidae. Gene Ontology annotation, biological process: transmembrane transport. Bases 311 to 1903 code for a protein of 530 amino acids.
GAACCUGCACACGCUCCUCCCAUUAUGUGAUGCGGAGGGAGAGAGAGAGAGAGAGAGAAAGAAAAAGAGAGAGAGAGAGAGAGAGAAAAACUUUCACGCGUGGAUCAGGAGAACUCGGCGUUUGGUGGAGGUAUGGAAGGGGGAAGAUGACCUCGGACUAGAACUGAUUCAGAUAGUUGCUGUGUUUUUUUCCCCCUGCUGCACAUGGAGAAGAUACACCUUGUUUACAUCCUGGUCUAAGUCACUGCCUGGUGCUGCAGAGGAGCCACUCUUCCACGUUGACCUGUCGAUCCACAUAAAUUCCCAUCCUAUGAAUUUCGACCAGGUCCUCGCUGCCAUCGGCGGCUUUGGCAAAUAUCAGAAGAUCUUGUACAUCUGGAUUUGUUUGCCUCAGAUCCUUCUCGCCUUCCACAUGAUGGUGAGCAUCUUCACCGGGGCCACGCCGCCCUACCGCUGCCGGGAAAGCUCCAGCUCAGAAGCGGGGAAUCAGACUUCGCUCCCCGCAGAGAACGCCAGCCUCUCGGAGUCCUCCUGCUUCUCCUCGGAGGUGAUGCUGCGGCCGCAGGGCAAUCGGACCGAGCGCGUCCCGUGCGGCCGCGGCUGGGUCUACAGCACGGAGGUUUUCCACAGCACCACUGUCACCGAGUGGGACCUGGUGUGCAGCAAAGCUGGACUGAACAGCCUCGGAUCGUCCAUCUACAUGUUCGGCCUGUUGGUGGGAUCUGUGCUGUUUGGAGCCAUGGCUGACAGGUACGGUCGACGUUUGGUCCUGCUGUUGUCCAUCGCGCUGCAGACUGUGUUUGGAGUCGCUGUAGCUUUUGCGCCCAACUUCCCAGUCUACGUGAUUCUUCGCUUCGCAGUUGGGACCACCAUAUCUGGAGUCAUUAUCAACGCUUUUGUUCUUGGUACUGAGUGGACGUGUACCAAGAGACGCAUGCUGGCGGGCAUCAUCACGGACUACACCUUCGGCCUGGGAUACAUGCUGCUUGCAGGGGUGGCCUACCUGAUACGAGACUGGAGAAAACUGCAGCUCGCUAUAUCAGCCCCAGGCUUCCUGCUUAUCUUCUACAUACGGGUUCUGCCCCAGUCUGCCCGGUGGCUACUGGCCAACGACAGGAGAGAGGAAGCCAUCGCACUCCUCCGCAAAGCUGCGCUAGUUAACGGCCGGGUCUUACCUCCUGCUGUCCAGGCUGAAAGGUGGGAGUUUUUAGGCGGCUCAAAGCGAAGUCACUCAGCUAUGGAUCUAAUCCGGACACCACAGAUGAGAAAGAGAACCAUCAUUUUGUUCUACAUCUGGUUUGUGAACGUGCUAGUGUACUAUGGGCUGUCUCUGGGUGUGUCUCGGUUGGGGACGGACCUCUACCUGACCCAGUUUGUGUUUGGGUUGGUUGAGAUCCCAGCUCGCUCUCUGGUCCUGGUCGUCCUGCCCUUCAGCCGACGCCUCUCCCAGAGUGGCUUCAUGGCAAUUGGGGGUCUUGCCUGCUUGUUGAUGCUUGCCGUUCCUGCAGAUCAUCCCAAUGUCCUGACUGGGCUUGCCAUGGUUGGGAAGUUUGGUAUUACGGCCUCAUUUGCUAUCAUCUAUGUGUACACUGCUGAGAUUUUCCCUACUGUGGUAAGGCAAACAGGAAUAGGCGUGUCCAGCAUGUUUGCGAGGAUGGGGGGCGUAUUGGCGCCCAUUAUAAACAUGCUGCACAACCACAACCCCGUCACGCCGCUUAUCAUCUUUGGCACUUCCCCGCUUCUGGGAGCCAUUCUCGCCUUGGCGCUGCCUGAAACUGCUGACCGACCUCUGCCAGACACGCUGGAGGAUGUAGAGAACUGGGACAUCAGGAUGGGUCCCAUUUUGGAAAACCUUGAGCCGUACGAAGACUUCGAUCCACCAGAGAGCAGCUGCAACAUCUAGCGAGCCAGAACUCGAGUGUGUAACAGAGAUGAGCCGAUUCUGUCAACCAAAUGUUUCACUGCCUCAAAGCUCCGAUGUCUAACACACUCAAUCAUCUUUUAUGCAACUGCAAGUCAUGAUGUGAUUAUGAGCUCCAUCCAAGAAAGCCAGACAUGCACCCCACACCAAAUCAGCACAAGGUGUUCACACACAAACACACACAAAGAAGGCAUUCAGCGCUCCUGGCAAGGCCAAUGAAAACCUCACUGUUUAAGCAGAUGCAGGUGAGAACCAACAGUCAGGAAUAGUUGCAGUUUACACUCCCGUAUAUCCGUCGUCCAGUUUGUACCUUUAACCCAGUUUCACAAAGCAAAUUCACUUAGAGCACCCUAGAUGUAAGGAAGAACAAACCUCCUACGGUUUGUCUGCAAACCUCAGGAGUUUGCAGACAUUUUUGCAAAUUUGUGAACCUUUAUAAAUGUCUACAUAAAACUGUCAUUCCAACACUAAUGCAGCUUACAGGCCUGAUAAACGCCACAGAGUCUCGUUGAAAAGCAGAAGUACCUUUCAGCUCUAGGGUUUUAUGUAAACGGACAUCGAGUUAAGUGGUUCAGCAAUUUGGACAACCUCAGAUGAACAACACAUUUAACAGUUGUCAUUAUUCAUUUAUAUGAUUUAGAUAUAUAUUAUCAUAGCAUUUCUGACUUUACGAAGAUUUAUUUUCUUCAAUGGAUCAAUUUACUUCAGUUUACCGAAGAUUGCAGACAUCCAUUUUGUCAACAUUGCCACGUUUGGUGCGUCGCUUUCGCUUCUCAUCAAGUUGCGUGACACAGUUUCAUUAAAUAUUUUCCUCUCUUAUGUUCAAAUUAAAUUGUUCCAGAAAGACUGUCCCUAAGAAGAUUUUAGUAUUUUGUAAUUACCUGAAUAAUUCAUCAAAAUACUGAAUUAACAAGUGAAAUAAACUAAUACACAGUGAUUUUUAGCAUACUGGUACAAAAUGGCAACGCUUGGGUAAAGAAAUAUAGGUGUUAGGGUUGAUAGCUAUGGAGGUUUUAAAUGUUUUCAUGCCUGAUCUCAGACAGGAAUUUCUUGGAGGAUCUGCAGCUACGUUAAAUUGUUCAGUCCACAGGUUGAUGGAUUGUUCAGAAAAGACUUCAUAAAGGACCCAAGUCAUUUUGCCAAUGACUUUUCACUCAGGAUGCACCGUCCGAUAUUAAUAUUGUUGUUCUGGCCGAUAAAUGAUAUUUACUGAUAUUAUAUAUAUUUCUCUACCCUUUUGAUAUUAUAAAAUGACCAUUAUGUUGACGUUGCUUGUCUGCUUCAGCUAAACUCCCCACAAUCCUUUGCUUCAUCACAUGACCAAACAUUACAUGCUGAUAACGGAACAUAAAUAGCAAUAAAACGCCAUAGCUUUACUUAUUGAAACAAUACGAUAAAAAAUGACCGUCAUCAGCCGAUACUUAUGUUAAUGCCGAUAUAUUGCAUAUCUCUACUUUUAACAUUGGAAUAUUCCAUACUCUUUCUCAUGCUUAGAGCAGUAUAUUCAAUACAAAGGUGCCGAGUCCUUUGAACCCGUUCAACUCGCUUUCAAAGGUCUGCUUCAGCUUUGCUACGCAUUGCUUCUGUCUGUCUUUACCGUCUUCCCAUCUUUUAGUUUGUUUAAAUCUGAUACAUUUAAACUUCACCGAACUGAAAUGACUGUAAAUCCUGGACAAGGUUCUUAAGCAUUUUUACAUUUCAUACAAAACACUUUUUCCAAAGUGUAUCAUGUCUCUUGAGUUGUAAUGUGAAGCAUGAUUGCUGUAUUUUAAUGCUGUUUUUCCAAGUAGCUGCAGCUGAGAUUAGUUUGCAUGCACUAGUUCCUUUUGUCAUGCGCCGUGUAGCCUUUGUAUGACUUUUAUAAACUUGGUUUUGUAUUGAAAUCAUGGGAUGUAACAGAUCAGCAUAAAUCAAGGUGCUUGACUUUAGUAUUUUUUGUAGACAUAUGCUGUUUUGGACGAGUGAAACGUAAUAUAUACUCUGUUGAGUUGUAUGAUCUAGUAGGUUUAAGGGCUGUAGUUGCAUUUAAAGAAGAAAUGGUGGAGAAAAAGUGUAGGCAUCAAGUUACUGCAGAUUUCUGCUGCAAAUGAAUGUUUUUAAAACAGUCAUUGUCUACAGCUAAAAAAAAACAACAAAAAGUUUAUAUAUGAUAUGAUAUUCUUCAUAUCAAGAUAUGAAGAAUAUCUUGAUAUUCUUCAUAUUUUCUUAAAACACGACCACAAAUUUUAUUGGGAUUUUUUGUGAUAAGUAGAUAAUUACUACUUUGUAAUUACUACACAAAGUAGAAGAUAAUUAAAGUGAAAGCGUGUUGGUUUGUUACAGGUGUCUGCAGCCCGCGGCUCUUCAGAAACUUCCACAAUAACUUUGGGUAAAAUGAUAAAGAACCACAUAACCCUUUUAAAUAUAAACAAUAGGGUGGAGAAAUAUCCCUUAAAAUAUUACAAUAUUUUGUGGUGUUUAUAGCAGUGAAAAUACAGUUUUUACAACUUCUUUUGGUAAUUUAUUUAGCCAACUAUUUUCUCUACAGACCGGUCCAUUAUGGCAUCAAUAAAUAUGAAAAUAUUAAUCAGUAAUGUGGUAAUGGUUUCAUAUAUUACCACAUAUAUUUCAUACAUACAUAUAUAUUAACACAUAUCUAUUUCAGAUGUAAUUAAUGGGAAUUUGUAGUUAUGAGAAAUCAAAAAAAUCUUUUAGGAAACAAGAAAUGGAUGUGUCUAAUAGCUAUAACACUUUAAGGUUUUAGCUAUUUUCAUCAUCUCAUGGAAUAACUACAUUGAAUUUCCGUAACAGAAUGACAUUUGAAAGUAUAUUUUUUGUAGAUUAAUAUUCCUUGUCGUAUAGAAAACUUUUUUUCCCCCCAAAAUAUUUUCCACAAAUAACAUCUGAAAGAGGAAAGUUAAUCCAUUUUGUUUUUGUUGAAGAUUUUUAGUUUUCUUCAUUUCAAAGCUUAAAAACUGAAGUUAAUUUGUGGUUAUAAGGUGGAUAUGUCUCAGACAUUAUAACUUAAAUUUUUUUCUAAAAUGUUGUGCAACAUUUGUGGCUCUAAACACGUUUUAUUUAGGUGAACUGCCGGUAAGAAUGGCUCUUUGGGCUGCAGAUCCCUGCUCUAUUUCAUGAAACCCAUUUUCAAUAUUUUCAAACCUGUGAUUUUACCAAAUGUUUGUGGAAAUACUUCUGCAGGCAUAGUGAUGGUGGAAAGCUUUGACAUUCGGCUGAAUGAAGUGAAGAAAGCAUGCCCUCGAGCCCAAGACGAAGCAGAGAUGGCACUGCAAGCAGAGAACUUUCAGCGUUUUUAUUGUCACGAUUUUGUCAAAUGUGUAACGAUCAAGUGGAAAUGUGUGAUGAAAUGUAUUUUGUAUAACUGAAAUGAAGGCGUAGUGCCUUGAUGCCUCCAGCAAUAAACAUGUUUGAAACAAAACAAAAAGAAA